Molecule: messenger RNA, 2979 nt
Organism: Dioscorea cayenensis subsp. rotundata (Guinea yam)
Lineage: Eukaryota; Viridiplantae; Streptophyta; Magnoliopsida; Dioscoreales; Dioscoreaceae
Product: phosphoinositide phosphatase SAC2-like
Exons: 16
Coding region: 155-2602 (815 amino acids)
Biological process (GO): phosphatidylinositol dephosphorylation
Cellular component (GO): intracellular membrane-bounded organelle
Molecular function (GO): phosphatidylinositol-3,5-bisphosphate 5-phosphatase activity
Source: RefSeq, a predicted model, not a curated record
CAAACCCAGCCGCCCUUCGAAAGACGUGGUCUUUACUCAUCCUCGUCUCCUUCUCUCUCGCCAGGAAAAAGCUCGGAGUUUUGGCGUGGAAGAGAGUGGGACCGUGGUCUUAGGGCUUUGUCGGAGAGAUCUCGGGCCUUUGGUUUGUGUUUCGAUGGCGGCAGGCGGCGGUCCGGACGCUCGGAUCGCCGGUGCCGGUGUUGAAGGGUUUUAUCUUGAUAAGUUUAAGCUCUAUCAGACCCAAUCGAAGUUUUACAUAUUUGGAAGAGAAAAGAGUAAAUUACUUUGGAAAGUGCUAAAGAUUGAUAGGCUGGAACCUUUCGAAUUGAACAUUCAUGAAGACCUCACCACAUACUCGGAAAGUCAAUGCCGUGAUUUGCUGCAGCGAUUACAUGAAGGGAACAGGUCAACUGGGGGUCUAGUGUUUGUCACCGGUUUUUAUGGAAUCAUCGGGUUUGUCAAGUUUCUUGGGCCUUAUUAUAUGUUACUUAUUACUGAAAGAAGGAAACUUGGUAGUAUAUGUGGCCAUGAAGUAUACGCCGUUGCAAAGAGCGAAAUGAUUCCGCUGUCCAACUAUACUGUGUGGUCCAAUAUGGUUAAUUCUAAAGUCGAGAACAGAUACAAGAAGCUCCUAGGCACAGUGGACCUUACAAAGGACUUCUUUUUCAGCUAUUCAUACAAUAUUAUGCAUAGCCUGCAGAGAAAUGUAUGUGAUUAUCAGACAGGACCAGCCCUUUAUGAGACCAUGUUUGUCUGGAAUGAGUUCUUGACUCGCAGAAUUCGAAAUCAUCUCAAGAAUACUCUGUGGACCGUAGCACUAGUUUUUGGAUUUUUCCACCAGGCUGUACUUUCAGCAUCUGGGAAGGACUGUGAGCUGACACUCAUUGCCAGGCGAUCGCGCCAUUUUGCUGGCACCAGGUACUUAAAGCGUGGUGUUAAUGAAAAGGGUAGAGUAGCCAAUGAUGUCGAGACUGAGCAAGUCGUGUCUGAAUACACUCCCAAGGAAUUCCCUGCACGAAUAAGUUCUGUUGUGCAGAACAGAGGUUCUAUUCCGCUAUUUUGGUCCCAGGAAGCUUCAUGGCGGAAUUUCAAGCCUGAUAUCAUAUUGCUAAAGAAGGACCAAAAUUAUGAAGCUACCAGGCUUCAUUUUGAGAAUCUUGUGAACAGAUAUGGAAAUCCAAUAGUCAUCUCGAACUUGAUAAAGACAUGUGAGAGGAAGCCUCGGGAGGCUAAACUCCGUGUAGAAUUUGCAGAAGCAAUUAAUCAGAUAAACAAUGAUUUACCUGAGGCUGAUCGCUUGAGAUUCUUGCAUUGGGAUAUUCAAAAGUAUUGUCGGAAACGAGGCACUAAGGUGCUGGAAUUAUUGGGCGAAGUGGCAGUUCAUGCCUUGAAUUUGACAGGCUUCUUUUAUUGCCAACUGACACCAACUUUAAGCUUUCAUGGGGGUACAAUGUGUCCCAUAUUUGGGAAAGAUGAUGCUGGUGACUUUUCAUGCAAUAGUGAAGAUGAUAGCAGCAGGGAAUCUAGAGGUAACCCUUCUACAUCAGGUUACAGAUCCCCUGAGGAUGAUGUUGGUAUAGCUGAAAGUGAAUCCCCAACAGAUAAAACUGAAGAUGGUGGUUGCUUUGUUGAACCACUUAUGCUACAAAAAGGAGUUCUGCGCACUAAUUGUAUUGACUGUUUGGAUCGCACAAAUGUGGCACAGUAUGCAUAUGGUUUGGUUGCUCUUGGAUAUCAGCUUCAAGCUUUGGGCAUCUUAGACACACCAAAAAUUGAUCUUAAAGAUCCUUUGGCUGAGAGUUUAAUGAUGCUUUAUGAGCAAAUGGGUGACACACUUGCGCUACAGUAUGGUGGGUCUGCGGCUCACAACAAGAUAUUCUCCGAGAGAAGAGGUCAAUGGAAAGCAGCAACCCAAUCUCAGGAGUUGUUCAGAAUAUUUCAAAGAUACUUUACUAAUACAUAUAUGGACACUGAAAAACAGGAUGCAAUCAAUUUGUUUCUGGGGCACUUCCAACCUCAACUUGGUAAACCUGAACUUUGGGAGCUCGAUUCUGAUCAGCAUUACAAUGUUGGGAGGCAUGAUCAUGAUUUUAUUGAUGAAAGAGCUAGGUUAAACAUUAAAAGGUCUCUAUCAGAUGGCAGCAUGAUAUGUGAAAAUGAAAUUCCUAUAAGUAUGCAUCAGACAGGUGAAACAGAAACUUUUGCUGAUACUGCACCAAAACUUUCCAAUUGUGAUGACAGUUUAUCAUUUUCCAGGAAUGAUCCCAUGAUUCCUGUCAGGCAGUUCUUUGCAGAGAAUAUGUGUGGCGCAUAUUUAAACAAACAAGGGUCUGAUGUAUCAGACUGUUCAAAUUUUCUGAACUUUGAAUGGCUUUCAUCUACUGGGAAUUCUCGUGAGGAUUUGUUUGAAAGGACAUCAUUAGGAGAUGAUAUUGAACAAAUACCUGAGGCUGAGGAUGAACCUCACACUAACGGAGAGGAAGCAGAAGGAGCUCAAAUUUCUUGUGAUGUUUCCAAUCAUAGCACUGACGUUGUCAACAUAUUUUCUGAGAGCUUUGUGCAGUGGGUAGCCGAAGGAGACAACUGUUUCACAUUGAUCUGAAGAAAAAAAAAUUAAUCAUAGAUGUCUUCUUGCUUGUGAUUAGCUGCUAACAGUUAUUCAAGUUGAUAAUGGUAUACAAAAGACAAACAAAGACCAGGAAAAAAUAACGUGACUGAAUUUUGCUAGAAUAAUCAGUUGCUCACUGACAUUGGAAGAGAUCGAGCCCGAAAUUUCUCUUCCAGUUGCUAGAGAUGAUCAAAUCCUCUUAACUUUAUCGCAACAUCAGAUAGUUGGUUCUUUCAUAAUUUUCAAACAUAGGUUUUCCAUUUUGUAAAUAUCUCGGAUGUUGCAUCAUAUGUACAAAGCAGCAUAUUUUCAUUAAAAAAAAAUUAUGAAUUUUGUAAAUAUUUACCUUUGAAAUGUCUCCAUUUUAGCUA